This is a messenger RNA of Sarcophilus harrisii (Tasmanian devil), 719 nucleotides long. RefSeq names its product crystallin beta A4 (gene CRYBA4). Gene Ontology annotation, molecular function: structural constituent of eye lens. The coding region runs from base 1 to 591 and encodes 196 amino acids. NCBI's taxonomy places the organism in Eukaryota, Metazoa, Chordata, Mammalia, Dasyuromorphia, Dasyuridae. Gene Ontology annotation, biological process: visual perception; lens development in camera-type eye. The transcript is spliced from 4 exons. The record is from RefSeq and is a predicted model, not a curated record.
AUGCCAGAUCGUCCUCACCAUUCUGCCUCUUUGACCCAGAUCGUGGUAUGGGACCAGGAGGGCUUCCAGGGCCGUCGGCAUGAGUUCACAGCUGAGUGCCCCAGUGUUCUGGAGAUUGGCUUCGAGACGGUCCGAUCCAUCAAAGUCCAGAGCGGAGCGUGGGUGGGCUUUGAACAUGCUGGCUUCCAGGGGCAGCAGUUCGUCCUGGAGCGGGGCGAGUACCCCAGCUGGGAAGCCUGGAGUGGCAACGUAGCCUACCACGUGGAGAGGCUGACCUCCUUCCGGCCUGUGGCCUGUGCGAACCACCGAGACUCCAGAAUGACCAUCUUUGAGCAGGAAAACUUUCUGGGAAGGAAGGGAGAGCUGAGUGAUGACUACCCCUCCCUGCAAGCCAUGGGCUGGGACAACAAUGAAGUGGGCUCCUUCCGAGUCCAUUGUGGGGCCUGGGUUUGCUCCCAGUUCCCAGGCUACCGGGGCUACCAGUAUGUUCUGGAAUGUGAUCACCACUCGGGAGACUACAAACAUUUUCGGGAAUGGGGGUCCCACGCUCAAACCUUCCAGAUUCAGUCUAUCCGCAGAAUCCAGCAGUGAGAGUCUCGGCUCCCUUGUGGAACAUCUGGCCCAGGCCUCCGAGAAUAAAUGUUUGUUCAACCUCAUCCUUUUGUUUCUUCAUUCAACUCUUUCCAUGUUGUGCCCAUAUCCUCCCUGCCACUUUAAGC